Messenger RNA from Colletotrichum abscissum, 1440 nucleotides. RefSeq lists its product as uncharacterized. Lineage: Eukaryota; Fungi; Ascomycota; Sordariomycetes; Glomerellales; Glomerellaceae. Gene Ontology annotation, cellular component: chromatin. The transcript has 3 exons. Bases 1 to 1440 code for a protein of 479 amino acids. Gene Ontology annotation, biological process: regulation of transcription by RNA polymerase II; DNA-templated transcription. The record is from RefSeq and is a predicted model, not a curated record. Gene Ontology annotation, molecular function: DNA-binding transcription factor activity, RNA polymerase II-specific; RNA polymerase II cis-regulatory region sequence-specific DNA binding; zinc ion binding.
AUGCAAGCCUACCUGCUCUUCGAAUACUAUGCAUUCUACAGCUGCGACGAUGGCCGGUUCUCAACGGCUCUCAAGAUCCACAGGAAGCUUAUUGAUGCUGUCCGACAGUACCAGAUGCUUCAAGAUAGAAUAGCUCUGGGCGUAGACGAAAUCUCCAGCCCGAACGAACCUUCGGUAGCUUCUUCAAUGACCGUGACCGAGCACGCCUGGCGAGUUGCCAUGUACAACGAGUCAAGAAAGCGGUAUGGCCACCUACCAGCGCGGGUAGUUUACUGUCUAUACUACCUUGAUGCUCAACUCUCAGUCUGUUGUAACAUACGUCCGCUGCUCGCAGCUCUCGAAUUGAAAUACGAACUUCCGUGUCAAGACGACACAUGGCAAGCUGCCACAGCCGAAACCUGGCAAGCCCUCAUAGUCUCUCAAGAAGGGUCAUUCAGCGAAGAAGACGACUAUGAAGCCAAUGGCGACCCACGCCCGGCGCACGGCGAUCUGUAUGCAAGUCUCAUGUACUUGAUGAAUCCCAACCCGCAAGACCGGCCUCUGCGAUUACUCUGGCACUCAUCUUUCGCAUGUCUCAUGCUCAUAACGCAAAUUUUGAUGAUGAUUCGUGACCUCACCUUGGCAAGCUCGUUCUUAUACAACAAUGUGCGGUGUGGUGAGUCCAAGAACAACUUGUCAAUCAUCUCAGAAGCUAGUCGGACCUCGAUCAUGCAAGCUCUGAACGCCUUGUCGGAUAUCAUGCGCAAGCCAUCAUUUCCUAGAACAUGCCCCCUCAGCAGCUUUUUAGAUGAUUCCGAGUCUGUGGAGUCUAGCCUAUGGAGCAACGUCUGGAUCGUGUGGCAUUAUGCUGCAAUGAAUCUAACCCACCAAGAGGCAUUACUCACGAGCGGCAUCGUCGAGUAUAGUCUUCCAUCUGCUGUUUCAACUUGCUGGGAACUUGGUAAACCUCGAGUGAAACAGCAUCGAGAUGUGUACGAAGAUAGAGAUGUCAUCCGUGUUGCUAGUAGCCUGGAGAGCAUUCUUGUGCUUCUUUCUCGCGACACUAGACCCAUCGAUAUCAACUUUCAGUUACAACCUGAAUUCACCCCCAAAAUAAUCGAAGAUCCUUUCAUCACAAUGAUCGGAUACAAGGCAUGUCUGCUGGGCUGGCGCAUAGUACGUCUAAUGGCUGUUAGCCUACAGACCAGCACGGCCUCGUCCAACAUCCAAACACAAAGCAUCUACUCCAUGUCUGCUCGAGUUGUUCUUACUGGCAUACUAGCUGCCAUAAGCCCAGAGUCUGCAAAUCAGAGAGGUCAGUGGAACCCAACAGCGGCGGUAGAUGAUGCCGAGUCUAGAUACUUAGCAUGGAUGGAGGCAACCUUUGUGGCAAGGGAUGUGUGGCCACCAAGCAAAUGGAUCGUCGCUGUAUUUAAUGAAAGCAGACAUGAGCCUGAGUAA